AAUGAUUGCUUUUACAACCUUUAUGGGUGUAAAAGCAAUCCUUGCUUUGAACUGUCAUGAAUGAGUUAAGGUUGUGAGAGUUCAACAUAAUAGUGAUCUGUGAUUGGCUCCAGCUUGUCACAUGGUACAGAGUGCUGUGAUUGGCCCCAUGUGUCAUGUGAGAGCUAUGGACCAAUCACAGCUCUCUAGGAACACAAGCAAAGCUUUUAUGAGUCAGAUUGAUUCAUGCAAGCUUUGUUGUCAUUGUGACCAUGUGAUCGCACUGGGUCCCGAUUACCGUGAU
This is a messenger RNA of Staurois parvus, 283 nucleotides long. NCBI's taxonomy places the organism in Eukaryota, Metazoa, Chordata, Amphibia, Anura, Ranidae. The record is from the annotation of a GenBank genome assembly.